UGCUUCAUUUAUAUUCGAUUACUUGUUCCCUGUUUUUUCACUUGCUUUCUUUCCUCUUGCCCCACCCACUAAUCCACCUUCUCAUCUACUUGUGCGUAAUCGAAUUGGGGCAUCGCACAAUCUUAGCUUCUGCGUAUUAUACUUAUUGCUGGACAUGGUUAUCCCUCCUCCAGUAAGGCCUCCAAGGAUCACACAAUUUCUAAAACCCUAUGUUCUGAGGAUGCAUUUUACCAAUAAGUAUGUGAGUGCCCAGGUGAUCCACACGCCAACUGCUACCGUGGCCUCUUCUGCUAGCUCACAGGAGAAAGCAUUGAGAUCAAGCUUGGAAAUUAAGCGUGACGUGGCCGCGGCUGCAAAGAUCGGGAAGUUACUAGCCGAACGCCUCUUGCUUAAGGACAUUGCUGCUGUUUCUGUUCAUUUGAAGAGAGAACAGAAGUAUCAUGGGAAGGUUAAGGCAGUUAUUGAUUCUCUCAGGGAUGCUGGCGUUAAGCUUCUUUGAGUUUAAGGUGGUUGUGUGUGUUUUAGUUGUACCCGAGUGAAUGGCAUCAUCCUUGUUGGAACUUGUCUUUAAGGAGAAAAGAAAGAUGGUUGGAAAUUUCUGGUACUUCUGUAUUAUUUUAGUAGAAAAUAAUAACUAAAAAAAGUUAAACCAAUGUAAUAUCUUUUAUGUUUGUAUUACCCUCAUAUCAAGAAGGUUCACAUUUUUUA
Molecule: messenger RNA, 708 nt
Organism: Arachis duranensis
Lineage: Eukaryota; Viridiplantae; Streptophyta; Magnoliopsida; Fabales; Fabaceae
Exons: 2
Coding region: 155-499 (114 amino acids)
Biological process (GO): translation
Cellular component (GO): ribosome
Molecular function (GO): structural constituent of ribosome; 5S rRNA binding
Source: RefSeq, a predicted model, not a curated record